Molecule: messenger RNA, 859 nt
Organism: Poecilia latipinna (sailfin molly)
Lineage: Eukaryota; Metazoa; Chordata; Actinopteri; Cyprinodontiformes; Poeciliidae
Product: urocortin-3-like
Exons: 2
Coding region: 404-781 (125 amino acids)
Biological process (GO): hormone-mediated signaling pathway; cellular response to nutrient levels; adenylate cyclase-activating G protein-coupled receptor signaling pathway
Cellular component (GO): extracellular region
Molecular function (GO): hormone activity; corticotropin-releasing hormone receptor 2 binding
Source: RefSeq, a predicted model, not a curated record
CCCGCAAUCAGCUGUCAAAUCAACAUCUCGCAUGAAACAUGUGCAAUCUGACGUGGCUCUGCGCUCUGACUCCAAACCGGAGCAGAUAUCCAACUAAUUAAAAGCAAAGCCACUCUGCGAUUAGCAUCAUGUUAUUUUUAGAAAGAGAAAGACGGCGAUUGGAGUACAGAGGAAGUGAAAAGAGGGGCGGGCGCCCGGGUGUGAGAGAUAAACAGAGCGGGGAUGGACGCAGCGGCUCAGAGGAAGACCAGAGAGGCUGAGGACGAGCAAGUGGAGAGGAAGAUCUGACAGGCCGGAAGAAGAAGGAGGACGCUGCAGAUUCACAGGGAGGUGAUCAUCGCCAGAGGAGCAACAGGUGCCUCCUGGUUACGCCGUCAGCUUUUCCCUCCUGAACGUGCUCACCAUGAGGAGUGUGUGUGUGUGUCUCUGCCUGGCUCUGCUGCUGCCCUGCUGCGUUCAGGGCCAGGUGAGCCGCCCGGCCCUCGCCCGGCUCGACGAGGACACGCAAAGAGACGUCCUGGCCGUCGACUUCCUGAACCGCGACGGCGUGUUGAACUCACUGCUCCGUUCCGAGCAUCACCUGGUGCUGCGGCAGGCCAGAGCCCCGCGCCCCGCAUCCCGGGUGCCAAAGAGAGCCCAGCAGGGCUCCCGCUUCGCCCUGUCCCUGGAUGUCCCCACCAGCAUCCUCAGUGUCCUCAUAGACCUCGCCAAGAACCAGGACAUGAGGACCAAGGCAGCGGCCAAUGCGGAACUCAUGGCGAGGAUCGGCAAGAGGAAAUGAAAGCAGCCGGAGGGACGGAAACCCAGAGCCGGCCCGAGGCAUAAGCGAAGCAAGACGCAGCUCAGGCUUCGAAACCAC